AUGGAUGUGCUCACCGUAGAUGAGCUGCGCCGAGAGUGCAUGGAAGUGGAGAGGCACAUUGUUCACAAGGUUGAGGUACCACCACAUCGUGCAGAAACCCUGCCUAGAGAACUGGAGGAGGCCGUACGAGGGAAAACAUCUUCUCGGCUAGUAUGCUGGAACUGUAGGCAGUUCGGCCAUGUCUUUAGAGACUGCCUGUCCAAAGAGCGGAAGAUAUUCUGCUAUAGAUGCGGAAAGCCGGACACAUUCUGCUCACAGUGCGAAAAUUGUCCGGGAAACCCCAGAGGAAGCGCGAUGAUGGCGGGACAGAUGCUUUCGGGGACGGUGACGGCGGAAAAACAGGAGAAGAACACCUAG
This is a messenger RNA of Drosophila montana, 357 nucleotides long. RefSeq lists its product as uncharacterized. Gene Ontology annotation, molecular function: zinc ion binding; nucleic acid binding. The transcript has 2 exons. Bases 1 to 357 code for a protein of 118 amino acids. The record is from RefSeq and is a predicted model, not a curated record. NCBI's taxonomy places the organism in Eukaryota, Metazoa, Arthropoda, Insecta, Diptera, Drosophilidae.